AUGGUGAAGCUUGGAUGCUUCGCGCCACUGCUGAAGAUCAAGGCUCUGCCCAAUGAGCGUCUUGAGGCGCCGCCCUCGCCGGUGAGCUCCCGACGCGGACUCGAGCUGCCGCCGCAGUUGUUGCAGCCGCAAGCUGAGCGAGCCGCCCGCCGGUCCAUGGCCGAGCUCAAUUCGCAGUUGAAACCCAUGGCUCUCGGCGCUGCUGCGCGCGGCCAGCCCGCGUCCGCUGCGGGGCGGCUGCCAGCCGCUGGGGAUCAUCCUGUAGAGCUCGACCAUCUCGUCAACGAUCUGGACUUCCUCGUUUGUCUUGAGAGCGCCCACGGAGUCGCGCACGAGGCCGCCGCCAACCUCCUGCAAGCCGCCAACGCUCACGUCUCCAAGAAGGCUCGCGGCGCUGAUGGAGCUCCGCAGCCUGGCGCAGGCUCCGAGAACGCCAGCCAGCGGCGGGGCCUCUUGUGGGUCGCACUUUCGCCGCUAUCACCUCCAACGUGUCUGGCCUCGCGGGCUUGGAUGAGCUACUCGCUGUUUCUCGCGGGCGCGCUGGUCAGGGCACCGCAGGCGGCGUUGGGCCAUGUCCAGGAUAUCUACCAGAUUGCCCACAUUGGCGCUGCCAAGUACAAAGGAGGCAUUCGGCUCAUCGGCCUCUCGCACUGCCCCGCCGCCGGUGCGCUCCUGGCAAGAAAGGAAUUCCAUGACCUUCUGGUGGGGGCCACCGCCGGGCGCGGCUCGGAUAGACUUGUCUGGGCCCAGUCGGCGAUGACGGAGUGGCGCCAGGAGCGCGCCCAUGCGAGCGCCCCCGUUUUCCUAGACUCGGAGAAAGCUCUUGAGCAGAUCGCGCAUAGCAGGCUGCUGCAAGCGGCCGUCGCUGCGCAGAUCCCCAUCAGGCAGCUCAGACUGCCCACUCAUCUUUACCGUGCCCUGCGAAUUCCCGAUCUCGACGGCCGUGUCUCGCAAGUCGUUAAUUCUCUCCAGUCUGCGAUGGUUGGCUGCCACUUUACCGCUAUCAUGUUGCAGUUGGCAGUGUUGCAGCCGCUCGACAUUGUGCCUGCCGUCCAUCGCACGGCCCAUCACGGGGUGGUGGUGGGCGACUUUGGGUCGCGCGCGCACGGGCGGGCAGCGCAUGUCUUGGAACGCGUGGUCGGAGCCGCGGAGCUUCUGCGCGAGGAGCUCAGUCGAGCAGAUCUGCGCACGGAGCGUUCUAAGAGCGCAGUUUUACGUGGCCCCCUCUCCGGACCUCCUGGCUCGCUCACGGGCCAGGUUGCGCAGUUCCGCGGCAGAGUGAAGCCCCGACUCAUGGUAAUCGCCCGCCUGGCAAUCCAAGCAGCAAGAGCGAAGAAGCCAGACGAGGAGCUCAAGGAGGAUAUGAGUAUGCUGAAGUAUGCGCUGGAUCAGACCAAACCCUUUGGCGAGGUCAAAGCGGAACAGGUGGCCCGGCUAGCGUCCAAGAUGGAGGAUCUAAAGAAUACCAAGUGCCGCAUCGCCACACUGGAGGCCCAGGUCGGGGAACUCGAGUACGAUACCGAGGACACCAAAACCGCCCUGGCGGAGACCGAGGCCAGGAUCGCAGCCGAGCUCCACGACAUCAUACCCGAGCCUGCUGGUGCCGAGAUGGCGGUAGAGACGAUGACGACGGCACCGCGUGCAGCAGCCGCAGCACAGGCGAUCGCGGCGCUGCAGGAGCAGAGCCGCCAUGGGACAACAGCGUACGCGCAGCUGCAGUAUCAUAGCCAGCAGCUGAUCUAUCAGAUGCAGAAGAUGCAGCAAUACAUGCAGCAGUUGCCAGGUGGACAAGGGCACCCUAUGCCCGACACCAGGUCCACAGCAGCCGUCGACCAUGGGGAUCCCUCAGCUCCAGAUGCCGCCCAUGGGGGUUCCUAUGCCGCCACCGUGCUCGACGGCCUCGGCGACGCAGAUGGCAGCUGCGGGCGCAGCAACGUGGCGCAGUUCGGUGGCAAGAGCAACGGCAAAGGCAACGUGGCGUCGGAGCCGUGCCCGACAGGCCGCAAGAAGGCAGCGGAGGGCGGCCCCGCAUCUUUCGCCGCACUAACUGAUGGCGGAGUUCACGGUCACGGGCGCAACGUCGCCAGAAAGAUCUACCACGACAAGCACCUGUCAGCUCCCAUGGGAAGUAUGGGGAGCGAUAAUACCAUCGAGCCCGACGCCGCCAUUUUGGACACCGUCGAGGUCUCCAACAUCGAGUGGGAAAAGUCGAUCAAUACCUCGCAAGGCAGCGACUCUAUCAAUCUAUGCCAGACCGUGCUACAGAAGACUGCAGGUGCGCCUCGCUGCGCGUGGCGCGUGAUCGAAUUGAUCGAGCCUUUGGCGUACCUGCUCUUGACGCAUUCGAUCACGCAGUACCUUUGGAGGUCCAACCAGGUGCUGAACCAGGCGGAAGGUCAGAUGUUACUCGUGAGAACGGUCGUCCGCGCUGUGCCCGUAGGGUUGGACAGCGAAGUUCAACGCGAGCCGGGCGGACCACCAGAAGCGGACCGUGCAUGUGCCCAAGAUGGCUUGCAGUCUCAGCCAGAUGACACCGCAUCCCAUCUACAACGCAGGGCCAAGUCUGUUCUUUGGGGCCACGAGCAGAUCUACGAGCACCUUCACAACACCGAGGAGGACGAGGACAUGGACAUAGCGUGCAUCGGACGGCAGAUUGCGCAGCCUCAUGCGGCGGCACAUCGGACCGCGGCCAACAUUGGGCGAAGCAACGACGGCCACGAGCAGGACUUGAGCGGCACUUACGUGGACCGGAACGGCCAGGAGCAGGCCACCUUGGUCCUCAGCGGCAGCGUCGUGAGCGCCACCUACCCUCCCGGCUCCCGCUGGGACCCAGAAUCUGGGACCCUGGAUGGCAGCACCAUCCACAUCUUCGGCCUCCGUGGCACCUACCGCGACGGGCAGAUCACGUGGGCCAAGAACGGGUCGGUGUGGACCAGGCGCCCGCGCGCCGCGGAAAGCCCAGCGCAGACCAGCGGGCCCAGGGCGUGGGACGACAACGGGGGCCGCUCCGACCGGGGCAGAGGGAAGCCCGCCGCCGGCGGCGCCGAGCAGCACGCCGGCACCAACGGCGCCGCCCAGGCCGCCUGGCAGGCCCCCGCGGCCGCGCGGCAGAGCGAGCCGACGGCCGCGGCGGCCAGUUGCCCCUCCCGCGGGGCUCGGGCCGCUGAGGCGCCCGCCGAUCCAGAGGACUUGAGCGGCACUUACGUGGACCGGAACGGCCAGGAGCAGGCCACCUUGGUCCUCAGCGGCAGCGUCGUGAGCGCCACCUACCCUCCCGGCUCCCGCUGGGACCCAGAAUCUGGGACCCUGGAUGGCAGCACCAUCCACAUCUUCGGCCUCCGUGGCACCUACCGCGACGGGCAGAUCACGUGGGCCAAGAACGGGUCGGUGUGGACCAGGCGCCCGCGCGCCGCGGAAAGCCCAGCGCAGACCAGCGGGCCCAGGGCGUGGGACGACAACGGGGGCCGCUCCGACCGGGGCAGAGGGAAGCCCGCCGCCGGCGGCGCCGAGCAGCUCGCCGGCACCAACGGCGCCGCCCAGGCCGCCUGGCAGGCCCCCGCGGCCGCGCGGCAGAGCGAGCCGACGGCCGCGGCGGCCAGUUGCCCCUCCCGCGGGGCUCGGGCCGCUGAGGCGCCCGCCGAUCCAGAGGACUUGAGCGGCACUUACGUGGACCGGAACGGCCAGGAGCAGGCCACCUUGGUCCUCAGCGGCAGCGUCGUGAGCGCCACCUACCCUCCCGGCUCCCGCUGGGACCCAGAAUCUGGGACCCUGGAUGGCAGCACCAUCCACAUCUUCGGCCUCCGUGGCACCUACCGCGAUGGGCAGAUCACGUGGGCCAAGAACGGGUCGGUGUGGACCAGGCGCCCGCGCGCCGCGGAAAGCCCAGCGCAGACCAGCGGGCCCAGGGCGUGGGACGACAACGGGGGCCGCUCCGACCGGGGCAGAGGGAAGCCCGCCGCCGGCGGCGCCGAGCAGCUCGCCGGCACCAACGGCGCCGCCCAGGCCGCCUGGCAGGCCCCCGCGGCCGCGCGGCAGAGCGAGCCGACGGCCGCGGCGGCCAGUUGCCCCUCCCGCGGGGCUCGGGCCGCUGAGGCGCCCGCCGAUCCGGAGGACUUGAGCGGCACGUACGUGGACCAGAGCGGCCAGGAGCAGGCCACCUUGGUCCUCAGCGGCAGCGUCGUGAGCGCCACCUACCCUCCCGGCUCCCGCUGGGACCCAGAAUCUGGGACCCUGGAUGGCAGCACCAUCCACAUCUUCGGCCUCCGUGGCACCUACCGCGACGGGCAGAUCACGUGGGCCAAGAACGGGUCGGUGUGGACCAGGCGCCCGCGCGCCGCGGAAAGCCCAGCGCAGACCAGCGGGCCCAGGGCGUGGGACGACAACGGGGGCCGCUCCGACCGGGGCAGAGGGAAGCCCGCCGCCGGCGGCGCCGAGCAGCACGCCGGCACCAACGGCGCCGCCCAGGCCGCCUGGCAGGCCCCCGCGGCCGCGCGGCAGAGCGAGCCGACGGCCGCGGCGGCCAGUUGCCCCUCCCGCGGGGCUCGGGCCGCUGAGGCGCCCGCCGAUCCGGAGGACUUGAGCGGCACGUACGUGGACCAGAGCGGCCAGGAGCAGGCCACCUUGGUCCUCAAUGGAAGCGUCGUGAGCGCCACCUACCCUCCCGGCUCCCGCUGGGACCCAGAAUCUGGGACCCUGGAUGGCAGCACCAUCCACAUCUUCGGCCUCCGUGGCACCUACCGCGACGGGCAGAUCACGUGGGCCAAGAACGGGUCGGUGUGGACCAGGCGCCCGCGCGCCGCGGAAAGCCCAGCGCAGACCAGCGGGCCCAGGGCGUGGGACGACAACGGGGGCCGCUCCGACCGGUGCGGCGGGAGGCCCGCCGCCGGCGGCGCCGAGCGGCGCGCCGCCCAGGCCGCCUGGCAGACCCCCGCGGCUUCGCAGCAGAGCGAACCGACGGCCGCCGCGGCCGGCUGCCCCCGCGCCGCCCGCGGCGGGCCCGCGCACCGCGCGGACACCCACAGCGCUGCCUCGGCCGCCGCCGCGGCCGCGUGGCCCGCGGGCGCCUGCGCGGAGCCGCGCGCGGGCACCAGAUGGCGGCUGCCCGCAGCCGCGGAGGCGCCGGGGCCGGCAGCGGCCGCGGCCGUCGGGCCUCCCGGCGGGGCUCAGGCGUAG
Prorocentrum cordatum is the source of this 5172-nucleotide messenger RNA. The record is from the annotation of a GenBank genome assembly. NCBI's taxonomy places the organism in Eukaryota, Dinophyceae, Prorocentrales, Prorocentraceae.